Messenger RNA from Rhodamnia argentea, 2697 nucleotides. Its product is annotated as receptor-like protein 7. Gene Ontology annotation, molecular function: protein binding. The transcript has 2 exons. The record is from RefSeq and is a predicted model, not a curated record. Bases 1 to 2697 code for a protein of 898 amino acids. NCBI's taxonomy places the organism in Eukaryota, Viridiplantae, Streptophyta, Magnoliopsida, Myrtales, Myrtaceae.
AUGGCUCGCUCCUCCUCCUGCUUCUCCAUGUCAAUGCACUUGCUUUUCCUGUACUUGUUGUCUCAGCCGAUUGGCGCGCAGCACAACCUCUCUCCUUCUGCGAAACCUCUUUGUCUCGAGGACGAAAUGUAUGCCCUGCUGCAGUUUAAAGAGAGAUACGAAAUCAACGAUGAUGCUUCCGAUGAUCCUCUCGCCCAUCCCAAGACUCUAUCCUGGAAUAACAGUCGGGAUUGCUGCUCCUGGGAUGGGAUCGAGUGCGACGAGAACACGGGCCAUGUGAUUGUUCUCGACCUGGGAAGUAGUCUUCUCUAUGGUUCUAUCGAUAACAACAGUACCCUCUUCCAGCUUGCUCAUCUUGAAAAGCUCAAUCUCAGCGACAAUCACUUCAACUACUCUCGAAUACCGUCCCGAGUCGGAGAUCUUUUGAGAUUGACUCAUCUAGAUUUCUCUGCUUCUGUUUUUUCUGGGCCGGUCUCAUCAGAAAUCCUCAAGCUUACAAGCUUGUUGUACCUUGACCUGAGUUUGAAUCGCGCUCCAGAUGGUCCCGCAGGUUUGUUAGAGAUGAAAGCACCAGGCUUGAGAAGCCUAGUUCAAAAUCUGACUAGCCUGGAAGUACUCCUUCUAGGGUACGUCAACAUCUCGUCCGAAGUGCCCAACACUCUGGCAAAUCUGUCUUCCCUAAGAUGGCUGAACAUGGAUGUGUGCGACCUGCACGGUGAAUUUCCGUCUGCCAUUUUCUAUUUACCGACGCUGCGACGUCUCAGGGUGGGUUUCAAUAGAGCUCUCACGGGACGAUUGCCUGACUUUAACUCGAGCAGUCCUCUUGAAGAGCUGCGAUUGUCUGGCUGGAGCUUUUCUGGAGAGCUACCCUCGUCAUUUGGAAUACUUCCUUCCUUGAGUUUUCUCGACGUAGCAUUUUGCGAAUUCUCAGGGUCCAUCCCGGCUUCAUUUGCUAAUCUUAGCAACCUCGAAUACCUGGAUGUCAGUGGGAACCCAUUCGCUGCCCAGUCCCUUUCCUCUUUGUCUUGGAUUUGGAAGAAAAAAAAGCUCGCCACUUUGGGUCUAAGAAUGAUCAAUUUAUAUGGCGAGAUCCCACCUUCAUUAGGAAAUUGUUCUCGGCUUGUGGAAUUAAGCUUACUUGGCAACCAAUUAAGCGGCGCCGUCCCGUCUCAGCUGAUGAACCUCACUCAGCUGACUAAUUUGUACCUCCGAAUGAAUCAACUGUCCGGCUCCAUACCGUCUUGGUUGAUGAACGUGACUGGACUUGCCGUGCUUGACCUUGCGAGCAAUAAAUUCCACGGCGAGGUACCUUCGUCAAUCUCUCAACUUCAAAAUCUCCAAGUUCUCCACCUUGCUGGAAACAAUUUUAGCGGUACUGUUGAACUAGACAAUUUUCUCAAGCUCAAACAAUUGGAAGUGCUCCACCUAUCAUCUAACAGGCUAUCAUGCCAUGCGAGUAGCGCGAAUGUUAUUCUUCCUCAGCUUUCAGUCCUGGGAUUGGCUUCAUGCAAUUUGAGCGAGUUUCCGGCAUUCUUACAAAAACAAGAGAGUAUGAAUUGGUUGGACCUGUCGAAUAACAACAUUAGGGGAGAAGUGCCCUUUUGGGUGUGGAGCGGCAGUUUUUCCAUGCAGUACCUGAAUCUCUCUCGUAACUUCUUAACUGGUCUAGCGAGAUAUCAUCCGAUCAAACCUUUGCUUAUGUACACGAUAGACCUAUCUCAUAACAUGUUGAAAGGACCACCCCCUGAAGCAACGUUGUCGAUACUGUCCUAUAUAGUAUCCAACAACAGCCUGACGGGACCAUUGCCACCAUGGAUCUGCAAUUUGAGUUCAGCAAUCACACUAGACUUGUCUUCUAACCAUUUGACUGGAGUGCUUCCGGUUUGCUUGGGCAAUAUCAGCAAAUCUCUCAUGAUACUGAACUUAAAAGGCAACAAUUUCCACGGAAGCAUUCCUGAGCUAUCGGUGAGGGGGACGCAACUGACUAUGAUCGAUUUGAGUGACAACCAGUUGCAAGGCAAUUUACCGAGGUCCUUGGCCCAUUGCAAAAUGCUCGAGUUCAUCAACUUUGCAAACAAUCUUAUCGUGGACACUUUCCCAUCAUGGUUAGGAUCUCUACCGGAGCUUCAUGUCCUUAUUUUGCGAUCCAAUAAAUUGCACGGUGUCAUAGAGAGGCCUAAAUCUAAUUCCACGUUCCUUAAGCUGCGGAUACUUGACCUCUCAAUUAAUGCAUUGGCCGGUAAGUUGCCCAUGGAAUUCUUUCAAUCUUGGGACGCCAUGAAAUCCAAGGCGGGAAACUUUAUGUACAUGCAACGAAACCUAUACCCGAAUCAGUACUUUAUCUUCACCUAUUAUGGCAAUUACGAUUUCUCCAUGACAGUGAUUUACAAAGGGCUUACAUUGUAUUACCCAAAGAUAUCGGAAGUCUUCACGGUCAUCGACCUCUCCAGCAAUUUGUUCGAAGGAGAGAUCCCGGGUGUCAUAGGUGAUCUCAAGGGACUGCAGGGGCUGAACCUUUCCAACAACUUUCUCAGUGGACACAUCCCACCAUUGCUAGGGAAUCUCACCGAACUUGAGUCAUUGGACCUUUCUCUUAACAAACUCUCGGGACAGAUCCCUCAAAAGCUAACGGAACUCGGGGAACUCGGGACUAUGUGGGGAAUUCGUAUCCAGGAAAUGCCAAGAUUCGGGGGAUAA